Molecule: messenger RNA, 1881 nt
Organism: Wasmannia auropunctata (little fire ant)
Lineage: Eukaryota; Metazoa; Arthropoda; Insecta; Hymenoptera; Formicidae
Product: retinol dehydrogenase 14-like
Exons: 5
Coding region: 1-897 (298 amino acids)
Source: RefSeq, a predicted model, not a curated record
AUGAUAACCCCAGUGAGAAAUGGUUUUCAAUUCGAUGUCGAAUUGAUGUCGAAAUCAUCAUAUCGACGUCAAUUCGACAUCGAUUCCACAUCGAAUUGGGUCAACAAAGAUGAAUACAAAAAUAAUGCUGGUGAGCUUGUGUUUUAUUUUCUGGAUCUAUGUAGUUUGAAGAGCGUGAGAGAUUGUGCUAAAAACUUAUUGAUGAACGAAGCAGCUAUUCACAUAUUGAUAAAUAAUGCGGGCGUGGUUACGCAUCCGUACGAAAAGACACAGGAUGGAAAUGAGACGACAUUUCAAGUCAACCAUCUUAGCCAUUUUCUUUUGACACUUCUGCUAUUGCCAAAAAUGCAAUUGUCUUCUCCUAAUUGCAGAAUAAUCAAUGUCGCGUCACUUGCAUAUAUUUUUGGAGACAUAAAUUUUGAUGAUAUUAAUCUGGAAAGAUCUUAUACGCCAACGAAAAAUUAUUCACAAUCUAAAUUAGCCAACAUUCUGUUUACCAAGGAACUUGCUCGUCGAUUGAAAGAAUCAAAUAUUCGCGGGAUAAACGUGUACUCUUUACACCCUGGUAUUAUUGAGACCAAAAUAAUUCAGCAUCUAAAUCAGCAUCUAGAUAAUAUAUUUCCAGGUGCAACUUUUCUUUAUGGUUUGUAUGCAAACUUAUUUGGUAAAAAUGUUAUACAAGGAGCACAAACAACAAUAUAUUGUGCAAUGGAUGAAGAAAUAGCCAAUGAUACUGGACUUUAUUAUUCAAACUGCAGAGUCGCUACUACAUAUCGGAAGGCAAACGAUCCCCAAACUGCCGAAAAGUUGUGGAAUGUAUCGUGUCAACUUUUGCAUUUGAAACCAGAAGAAAAUUUCACCACAUUUUUGGAAACUGUUUCACGUCACAUGCUCUAAAAAGAUUUCUUUUUUUAUCGAUGAAUUAUCUAACAAAAGAAUUACGUAAAGUACAGUGUCGAGUUAUUUGCAUGAAUAAUGCGGUCUUGUUAUCAAAAAAUUUUAUUUACAAUAUUGGAUCUAUAAAUUCGCUUUAAAUUUUUCAUGGUUUUAAUGAUUCCUGUUGAAGGGAAUUUUAAUCCUGUAAUGGCUUUAAUUAUAAUGUUAUUAUAAAAAGCCUUUAAAUCUUUUUCUUGCGCGACUUUGUUUAAUCUUUGUCAUAAAAGCAAAAUAGAAAAUUAAAAAAGCGAUGUAAAAUUCAAUCUAAGAUUGUCAACAGGUAUUAGUUAACGCGAAAAAAGGCGCAAAAAAGGCACAAAAACAAGACAUUUAUUGAUAACAAUGUUUAACAGUAUUUUAUCAUGGAUAAUAAAUAAUUAUUAUCGCAUUACUUACGAUUAUUGAAUCGCGCGUAUUGAAACUUCGAGGUUGUCACAAGUCAGAGAGUUACGGAACGCAAAUUCUAACUGAAAUAAAGAGAAAUAUAAUCGAAUAUAAAAUCUUAUGAACCGUCAACUGAACGAACAGAUUUUGUGUUACCAAAAUCAAAAUGUCAACUAUCAAUAACGGAAUAUCAGCGAUAUUUUUCGCGUUUCCUUAUUUCGGGUCCAAUUGUAAUAAUCACUGCUUUAUUGAGCACUGCAGAGAAAAAUAGCAUAUUCAGCCUAUUCAGGAUUUUUUAACUCAAUUUUUUAAUAAGAGGUAGCACUGUAUGAUUAGUGAGCGAAAUUUAAGAACUAUUUUUGUCUACAAUGCUUAAUAAAGCAGUAAUUACUGCAGUAGUGAUUUGCAUGUAUAAUGUGAUCUUGUUGUAUAAAAAUUUUAUUUACAACAUUGGAUAAAUAAAACACUUCAUAUAAAUACGUUUUAUUUUUUAUGGUUUUAAUAAUGAUUGUUGUUGACGAAAUUGUUUAAUCCUAUAAUUAAAUAAUCUUUUUAAUGAAA